Gadus morhua (Atlantic cod) is the source of this 1847-nucleotide messenger RNA. RefSeq names its product carboxypeptidase O-like. Lineage: Eukaryota; Metazoa; Chordata; Actinopteri; Gadiformes; Gadidae. Gene Ontology annotation, molecular function: metallocarboxypeptidase activity; zinc ion binding. The coding region runs from base 137 to 1204 and encodes 355 amino acids. The transcript is spliced from 9 exons. Gene Ontology annotation, biological process: proteolysis. The record is from RefSeq and is a predicted model, not a curated record.
UCGAGGGUCUAACCAAUCGCCCCAACUCCGACAAGUCAAGUGCUAGGUUCUGAGCGCACACAAACACACACAUACACAUCGUGUCCAGGACCUCCGAGAGACUAGUUUAAGGGACGAGGCCUGAAAGAUUUUUAAGAUGAUGUUGGCGCUUGUGGGGAUGUUGCUCCUGCAGAUGGGAGCGGCAACGAGAGCAAUUCAUGACUACAACGUCUACCACCCCUAUACUGAGAUUGACAGCUGGAUGACCGGGAUUCUGAUUGACAACCCGGACAUCGUGUCUAUUGAGCGCUACGGCCAGACCUACGAGAAGAGAGACAUCAACUUGCUCAGGAUCGGGGAGAGGACAGGGGCGAUGAAGAAGGUCGCCUGGAUGGACUGCGGGAUCCAUGCCCGGGAGUGGAUCUCACCGGCCUUCUGCCAGUACUUCAUCAAACAGAUCCUGCAGGAGUACAGAGUCCACGGUAGCAGGAUGGCAGCGAUGAUGAAGGAGAUGGACUUUUACGUCACCCCUGUCCUGAACGUGGACGGAUACAUCUACUCCUGGCUCAACGGGACCCGUCUGUGGAGGAAGAACCGUUCUCCUGGAACCGGCAGCUGCAGCUGCUACGGCACUGACCUCAACCGCAACUUCAACGUCACCUGGGGCACGAUCGGCGUGUCGACCAACUGUUGCUCAGAGACGUACGGCGGCACGGCUGCCCUGUCGUCGCCCGAGGCGGCAAGUGUGACGCGCUACCUGGAGCAGAGGAAGGCAGACGUGCUCCUCUUCCUCACCAUCCACUCGUACGGCCAGCUCAUCCUGGUGCCUUACGGCAACCCCAACCUCACUGCGCCAAACUACGGCCAACUGAUGAAGGUGGGUCUGGCGGCGGCGGCGGAGAUGAAGAAGGUCCAUGGGAUGAGCUACAGGGUCGGGACCUCGCCCGACAUACUGUACCCUAACUCCGGAUCUUCCCGGGAUUGGGCCCGUCUUGCCGGCAUUCCCUACUCCUUCACCUUCGAACUCCGUGACAACGGGACUUUCGGCUUCGAACUCCCCGAGGAACAGAUCCAGCCAGCCUGCGAGGAGGCCUACUCCGGGGCAAUGCACAUCAUCAACCACGUCCACCGCGAGCAGUUCAACGCGGCAGUGUCAGUGGCUACAGCCUCCCUGUUGGGGGUGCUGUUGGCCACAUGCGUCACUGUAGCAAACAACGCUUUUUGAAAUUAUCACGAUUUGUAUUUUUUUUUUUUCACAAUUUGCUCUUGGUGGCUUGGUGAAAUUAUUUAGGAAUCAAAGUAUUUUUUUGUAAGAUAUUUCACGGUUAUAAAUAUUUUUGGUGGCUUGAUGAAAUUAUGAGGAUAUAUUAUAUUUUGAAAUAUUUUUUUAAUUUCCACGAUUUGUAAUAUUUUUAAUGUACAUCAGUUUUCACAUUUAAAUAGAUUUCACAGAAUUUCACAAUGAACACAAUUGACGCAACCACUACGUCCACCAACACGAGUUCAACGUGGCGGCAGUCAGUGGCCACCACCUCCCUCUGGGGGGCGCUGUUGGCCACCUGCGUGACUGUCGCAAACAAUGAACUCUGCGAAGGAGGGGAACGGGUUUGGGGUUUUGUGAGUGGAUUUAAAAUUAAAAUUAGUCUUUGGCGACUUGAUGAAAUGUAUGGAAGCAUAAAUGUAGCAAAAUUCAAAUGGCAAUGCAAUUUGCAAUUCAAUAAAUCAUUACAUUAUGCAAUUGAAAAUUCAUUAUGCAAUUUUAUAAUGUAAUUUGUAAAUACGUUAUUCAAAGUGUAUUUUAAUAUGCAAAGUGGCAAUGCAAUCCUCAAUUAAAUUUGCUAAAGUUGUAACAAUAAAAAUAGAAUAAC